Molecule: messenger RNA, 969 nt
Organism: Triticum urartu
Lineage: Eukaryota; Viridiplantae; Streptophyta; Magnoliopsida; Poales; Poaceae
Source: RefSeq, a predicted model, not a curated record
ACCCUGGCCACCCUAUAGCUACGCCACUGCCCCUCCCUCCCUUCCCGCCCCUGGAGUUCGUUCUGUUGACCCCAUCUCUCUCUUCUCCUUCACCGAUGUGACUGCCCCCAUCCGCAGUAGUUGGACGAUUCGAUUUCCUAGGCCGUCUCGCCCGUGACCGAUGGAUGCUUCGCGUUCGUCGGCCGGUUGCGGUGCGGCCGCAUAUGGGCUCCUGGUUACCAAGCUUGCGCGCGGGGGAGGGGGGUUGGCUGGGCCUGUGGUGGAGCCGCGGUAGCGGUGGUCUGCUUCAGGGUCGAGCUCGGCGGCAGCUUGACGGGGCCGCAUGGAUCUGCGUCGGGGCUCCGGGCUCCGGAUCGGCGUGGUCGUUUCCAGCCCGCCCUCCUCCUCCGGUGCCUUGCUGCGGCGUUCCGGGCCAGAUCUCGGAUGGCUUGAGGGGCGGCUUGGAUCGUGGCCCGUGCAGUGCGGCUGCCCUGGGACUGGUCCUGGGCGAGCAUGCACACGACGCAGCUGUUCGGCGAGUGGAGGUGCCACGGGGAGUGCCGCUGCCUUUCCGAGGACAGGGCAACUUCGACGGUGAGCUGGACGCAUGGGCGUCGUUCCUGCCAGGUGGUGUCCUCCUGCGGCGGCGCCGCGAUCACUACGCAGCCGGACUGGAAGGUGACCGGCGAAAGCUUUGCACGACGGAGCCGUCGCGACUGACUUGGACGCCUGACGCCGGCGGCGACGGCCUCGAGGCUCUUGGAGACGCCAGGCCACGCCUGGCCCUCUCCUCGAGCCUCCUGUCGCGCCCGAGUGGAUCUCCCGAGGCAGCCCCAUUCGCCUCCGGGCGCCGCCGGUAAGCAAAGACGUCGUCCGUGGGCUCCCGCCAGGUCAGACCGCUGCGACCAGCCAGACGCGCGGUGGUGAGCUAGUCUAAUAAGAGAUAAGGGUCGUGGCCAUAAAUUUCUAAUAAAUGCAGGAGUUUUUAUG